AUGACCUCCAAGCCUACCCUCAUUUUUGUAUCUGGAGCAUGGCACAGCCCUGAUACAUGGAACAAACUUACUGCUGAGUUGGAGCCUCGGGGCUACAAAACAGUUUGUACCUCUCAUCCUUCAACCCUGUCCGAUCCGACGAAGGGUAUAUUCGACGACAUUCAAGAAGUCAGAAAAGCUAUCUUGGCAGAAGUUACUCAAGGCAACGAUGUUGUGGUCGUUGUUCACUCAUACGGCGGAAUGGUGGGCCCAAGCGCUAUCAAAGGCUUGACUGAAGCCACAAGUGAGCGACCUGGACGUGUCAUCGGCAUUGCCAUGAUGGCGACUGGCUAUUGCGUCACGGGUGUUGGUUUCCUCGAAGGAAUUGGUGGCAAUCCGCCCCCUUUUUGGAGGGCAGAUACAGAUACGGGAUUUGCUACGCUGAUAGUCGAUACGAGGGAGCUAUUCUACCACGAUCUCCCAGAAGAAGAAGGCAAAUACUGGGUUAGCCGACUGCUGAAGCAUUCUUUGAAGUCCCUUACAGAUAAUGGGGAGCACGUUUACUCAGGCUGGAAAGAUGUUCCAACCCGAUACUUGAUCACGACCGACGAUAGAACUUUCCCGACGGAGGUUCAAUUGGGCAUUGCCGAGAAUGCCAAGCAGCAAGAGGGUGAUGUUAUUGUUGAGAAAAUCCACACGAGUCAUUCGCCGAUGCUCAGCAAGCCAAAAGAGACGGCGGACUUUAUCGUAAGGGCCGUUGAGACUUUUACCAAAUGA
Molecule: messenger RNA, 756 nt
Organism: Trichoderma aggressivum f. europaeum
Lineage: Eukaryota; Fungi; Ascomycota; Sordariomycetes; Hypocreales; Hypocreaceae
Exons: 1
Coding region: 1-756 (251 amino acids)
Source: RefSeq, a predicted model, not a curated record